Sardina pilchardus (European sardine) is the source of this 895-nucleotide messenger RNA. RefSeq names its product calcium binding protein 4 (gene cabp4). The record is from RefSeq and is a predicted model, not a curated record. NCBI's taxonomy places the organism in Eukaryota, Metazoa, Chordata, Actinopteri, Clupeiformes, Clupeidae. Gene Ontology annotation, molecular function: calcium channel regulator activity; calcium ion binding. Gene Ontology annotation, cellular component: cytoplasm. Gene Ontology annotation, biological process: regulation of voltage-gated calcium channel activity. The coding region runs from base 1 to 759 and encodes 252 amino acids. The transcript is spliced from 7 exons.
AUGUCUCAGAAAGUAGCAGAGAAGAAGGUGCCAGUGAAGGGGGGCGCAGACAGUCGCCCCUCUUCUGCGGCUGGAAGUCGACCUUCUUCGGCUGCAGGAAGUCGACCCUCUUCUGCUGCAGGGAGCACUUCCUCUCGCACUCAGUCUCCAGGGGAUGGCGCUUUGAAGUCCUCUCUCAAAGGUUCCAAAGGCUCAACAAGCAAAGACUCAUCCAGUCAGCGAAAGAAGAGCCGUCAACUCAGUGACAACUCCAUCGCUGCCAUUUACGCACCCUACAUCAACGCGCUGUUCGGCCAGGACAGAGAGUUAUUACCGGAGGAGUUGGAUGAGCUGCUGUAUGCCUUUAAGGAGUUUGACUACGACAGCGACGGCUACGUGCACUACAAGGACGUGGCCAACUGCAUGAGGACCAUGGGCUACAUGCCCACAGAGAUGGAGCUCAUCGAGAUCAACCAGCAGAUCAAGAUGAAGUGGGGAGGUCAUGUGGACUUUGAUGACUUCUGUGACUUGAUGGGCCCACGCAUGCUAGCUGAGACGGCUCACAUGGUGGGCCUGAGGGAGCUCCGCUGUGCCUUCGCGCAGUUUGACUGUAAUGGGGAUGGACGCAUCACCUUCGAGGAGCUGAGGGAUUCCAUGAAGUCUUUCCUGGGGGAGAAACUGAAGAAGGGCGAACUGGAGGAGAUCCUCUCUGACCUCGAUCUUAACGGAGACGGCAAAAUCGACUUCGACGAGUUCGUCAUGAUGUUGGCCACCCGGUAGAUCUCUCAUCUCCCACGGCAUGACGUCAGGUCGCUUCUCCUCUGUGACAAAGCCAGCUCUCUCAUAUCCACACAAUGCUGCUCCAGUGUAAAUGUUUAAUAGCCAUGUAUUUCUAUAUUUGUAUGAUGAAGCCACU